Pieris napi is the source of this 3123-nucleotide messenger RNA. Its product is annotated as activating signal cointegrator 1 complex subunit 2. The record is from RefSeq and is a predicted model, not a curated record. Bases 176 to 2380 code for a protein of 734 amino acids. Gene Ontology annotation, biological process: regulation of DNA-templated transcription. Lineage: Eukaryota; Metazoa; Arthropoda; Insecta; Lepidoptera; Pieridae. The transcript has 13 exons. Gene Ontology annotation, molecular function: ubiquitin binding.
UGUGUGAAUUGUGAAUUGUGAUAGUCGAUGGACGGUGAUGGACCAUAGUAACAAUUGAGAAUUGAUAAAUCUGAAUUUAUAUUUAUUGAAUACUUAGCAUUAUUUCCUAUUUAUUUUAAUCAGCAAGAAACGUUUGUAGAACAUUUUUGUACCUAGUGUAUUUAACUUUAUAAAGAUGAAUACAGUGUAUUCUAAUCCUGAGAAUUUACCUGUUGAGAACGUUACGGUUUCUGUUGCAAACGACGGUGUAGUUCAGAUAAUAAAAGCUUUGGACCCAUACUGGGUUGAAAAAAAAAAUCUAAUACUAUAUGAGAAGCCGCCAACAAGGAGUGGGAUGAUUAUAGGAGCACUGGACUCAUGGAGAUCGAAAAUGUCACUGUAUCUAGACAACUUAAAAUGGCUGCUAAGUUUAGAACACCAUAGAUUUUGGAGCACAGUUCUCUAUCACCCUCAAUGUAUGGAUUCUCUUAUUUCAUUCCUUCAAGAAUCCUCUCCGCCAUACAUUCCACCACAUGAAUGUAAAGAAAUUCAAAACUUAUAUGAAGAAAUCAGAAGGCUAGUUUUUGUUGCAUUUAGUAGACUGAUUACGAAUAAGGAGAGUAAGACACAAUGGAUGACCAAGGAACAUAUGGCAAGUUUAAUAUAUGACAAUUUUAUAUUUACAAUACCGGUAUUAUGGGAUAUAUGUUUAACAUAUGGUGUAGACAAUAGCCGACAUGUCUCAAGGCUUGUAGAGGCUGUAUAUACACUGCAGCCUAGGUACGAAGGGGAUACUGCACAGGCACUAGUUUUUGUACAUGAGGCCUUCAAGUACAUAAUUUUACAAGUAAAUAAAGACUAUGAUUGUGAGGAUCCACCAAAUUUACCGGAAACUUUUAAAGGUUUUGGGGAAAUAAGACGACCUACAAAUUCCAAAGGACAAGAGAAGCUCACAUUUGACGCACUUCGAGAUCUGGUUGUCCAUAUGCUUGAUUCUGCCAUGACCUUAAAAAUAUUUGUAGAAGUCUACUCAAAGGGUGUGCAUAUAUUGAAGAGUACAAAUUUUAUUUUAAGUAUAGUUCAAGUGUACGAGUAUGGAAUACCACAUCUAUAUGAGAAGUUAGAGGAAGUUGGUGACCCUACACGUGUUAGUUACACAGAGGUCGAAGAGUUCAUUGACCUCACCAGAUCAGAACUCAUUGAUAUAUUCAGAGAGGUGCUGGCUGUAUACAAGAAUGCUAUUUUUAGUGGAGAAGGCAAUAUAUCGAACAAUGUUGAAGCUUAUCUGUCUGUCAUGAUGGACGCGCUGUCUGAACGCCUUCUAAUAAAGGACUACCAUUUGUGCCACCCGGUACAUGAAGAUAUUGAUAUGCUGCGACAGGCUUAUCCUGCUAUUGAUCCAGUAAAAACAGAUUUUAUAUUACAAGCGAUAUACUCCAACCUGGAUGAAGAAAUACCGGAACGUGACCAAAGACAAAGUGAGCAUAGAGAAUUAAACGGCCAUCUUGAAACCAUAGAUAUGCCGUCAUCUUCCAAAGACAUUGACAUACCAGAUAACGUCAGAGAGCAAUCUUUAAUCAGUGAGGUUAAGGACAUAUUGCCGCAUCUUGGAGAUGGAUUUGUUUUGAAAUGUCUGGAAUAUUACGAAUUUCAGGUUGAUAGGGUUGUAAAUAGUGUUUUAGAGGAUACGUUGGCAGAACCAUUAAGAAAAUUGGACAAAGACCUACCAAUAAUCCCAGAAGAUCCAGUAGACAGAAAGUUCCUGGAAACAGGAGUGGAAAGACUUAAUGUGUUUGAUGGAGACCAGUUUGAUAUAAUGACCCGUGAUGAUGUGGACCUGAGCAAGAUUCAUAUUGGGAAGAGGAAAUCGAAGUACAAAGACCUUAAGGAUAUGUUGAAUGACAAGACGGACGUGAAGACCAGGGUUGAUAUAUAUAGCAAAUAUAAUCUGGUAUGUGACGAAGAAGCACUAUACUCCGAUGAGUAUGACGACACAUAUGACUCAGAUGGCAUAGCCCCAGCUAAAGAUAUUAUGACAGAUGACAGUAGGAGACCAUUUGUGACCCCACGUGCUUUGCUCAACACCAAAAAGGAUGUUGAUGAAUACGAUGAAUCGGAGAGUGAAGACGAGAAACCAAGUCAGGAGAAGAGCGAUAGAAGAGAUUUCUGUGUCAACCCGGAAGAGAUGAGAGCUAGGCGAGAGGCUAACAAUGCUAGGGGAAGAAGAAAACCCGCACCUGCCAGAAACAUUGACGUCGCAGGCGCUCCUAAAGGUCAAGGGCAGACGAAAGAUGUCCUCAACAAUAGAGAUCGGAAAGAGAAGCACAAAUCUUCGAGAGCUAACCAUAAUAGAAGACAAGGAGCGCAAUGGAAACGGAGUCAGGGCAUGAUGCCAUCAUAGUAUUUAACCGCAAAAUACCCGCAAAGAAAAACUCGCUUAGAUAGAACGAGAUAACAAAAAGUUUCCAUAUCUUAACACUUUAGUCUCAGCGACAUACAGUUAUGCUCCCUAUAACACGGACCGCGUUGUAGGAGUAUUCUCGUAAAACAAUUCAAAAACUAGGAACACGAAUUUAAUUUAAUAACACGAAUAAACCAAACGACUUGAGAAAUUAUUAUAAAUUUCACACUACAGAAAUAUGACUUGAGAAAUCUCCGCGUUAUAGGGGGAAAAUAGCACGUUAUUUGGGUUCGCAUAUAGGGGUACCGCGUUAUAGUAUUGGUUUUCGUGUAGACAUAGGUCUAUUUUUAUCUUACAAUUGUUAUUAUAUGAAGUUUUUUAAAUAAAUUUGCUUCCAGUUUUUAGACUCCAGUUAUUCUACUAACAUGAUAAUACUCCAUAUAUAUGUAGUCUUUAUUGGUACUAAAUAUAGCGGUUAAAACCCGCAGUUAUUGUAACCUGCGGUUUUGUAUUGUCUGGAAACUACCAAACAUAAUGUAAUGUUGGUUCCUAUAUUCUCUCCUUGUAACAUUAUUACGUAAAGAAUUUCCUAAUUAUUUCUUAUAUGUUAAGGCAUCUUCAAAAUCCAAUACAUUUUUGAACCAUUUAGCCCUAAAUUGUUUUUAAAUAUAGCUAGGUUUUUCUUUUCGUUUGUGAAUUAUAACUUAUUAAAGUGUGAAUUAUUAAAAUUUUACAUACUUUUA